ACUGAGUUAUUCUGUGCUACUGAAAUCAACAUCAACUACGAAGAUAAACCAAAAGUCUGCUAUUCACCAUGCGGUUCAAGACGUCACUUGCUAAAGACCCUAAACAUUCAGAACUAGUAAGCUGCGUAGCUUGGACAACAUCUGAAGAGCUCUAUUCCUGCAGUGAUGACCACAAAAUCCUAAGAUGGAAGCUACUCUCAGAUGAGACGUCAACUCUUGCUAAGCUUCCUAACGAUGUUUAUGCUACAGAUAUUCAUUUCUUUCCAAGAGGGCUGGGUGGCAAGACAAAACAACCACAGUCAGAUGUGUUUGUCCUGACAUCCACGGAUGGAAAGUUCCUGUUAAUCUCCAAGUCUGGCCGUGUUGAGAAGUCAGUGGAUGCUCAUAGAGGGGCUGUGUUGUCUGGUAGAUGGAGCUAUGAUGGGACAGCUAUGGCAACAGCAGGAGAAGAUGGUCAAGUCAAGAUAUGGUCACGCAGUGGAAUGCUGCGCUCAACACUAGCACAAACAGGAUCUCCUGUGUAUUCAAUAGGAUGGUCUCCAGAUUCUGACCAGGUAUUAUUCACCAAUGGUAGACAGCUCAUCAUUAAGUCUCUACAAGCCAACGCUAAACCAGUACAGUGGAAAGCCCAUGAAGGUGUGAUCCUGAAGGUGGAUUGGAACCCAGUCAAUAACCUUAUUCUCUCUGGAGGGGAAGAUUGUCGCUAUAAGGUAUGGGAUUCCUAUGGCAGACAGCUCUACAGCAGCCACGCACAUGAGUAUCCCAUUGUGUCUGUAUCAUGGGCCCCUGAUGGACAACUCUUUGCUAUCGGAUCAUUCAAUACACUACGGCUGUGUGACAAGAGUGGGUGGUCUUAUGCACUAGAGAAACCUAACACAGGAAGUCUAUUCAGUAUAGCAUGGAGUGGUGAUGGUACACAAGUAGCAGGUGCGUGUGGUAAUGGACAUGUCAUCUUUGCACAGGUUAUUGAAAGGCGGUUGGAAUGGAAGAACUUUGAAGUUGUUGUGGUUUCCAAGAAGACAAUUCACGUGAGAAACGUCACCAAUGAUGCCAAAGAGAAGUUAGAAUUCAGAGAUCGCAUCAUCAAGACGUCUGUUGGCUUUGAUUACGUUGUGGUGGCUACAUCCUCACAAUGUUAUGUCUAUAGCACUAAAAACUGGAACACACCAAUGAUCUUUGACUUGAAGGAAGGCACAGUUACUUUGAUUAUCCAAGCUGAGAAGCAUUUUGCUAUUGUAGACAGUGCUGGAAUUCAUCUUUAUACAUAUGAGGGUCGUCUGUUGUCAUCACCUAAGUUUGCCGGAAUGCAUUCAGACACACUGAGUGCCCAGUCAUUAUGUGUUAGUAAUGACACAGUGGCUGUGAGGGACAAGACUGAUGAGAAGUUGGUACAUCUAUUUGAUGCUGCGACUAGUCGGCAAGUAGACAGCAAGCCGCUAGCUCAUAAGCUGGAGAUCAUUGAGAUUGCUUUAGACCAAUGUGGACCAGCUAGUGAGAGACACAUCGCUAUCGUUGAUAAGAACAGGGAUUUAUAUCUCAGUACAGUUCGCAAUGUCGGCAAAGCACCCAAGAUUGUCAAAUUAGGUAAUAUGAUAUCGAGCUUGGCUGUUAAUGAUGGUACUAACAUGCUAGCAGCUCUACAGGAUAGCAAACUGACAGUGUGGUUCUACCCCAGUGCUGCUUAUGUAGAUAGAGAUUUACUACCACUAACCAUCAUGGUUAAAGAUGCAAGUGAGUUUGGCAAGAACCCACAGAUUGUAGACUUUUUGGGUAACCACCUCACGAUACGCAGAGCAGACGGCGCCCUCGUUAGUACGGGUAUCUCACCGUACCCAGCUAUGCUUCAUGAUCUAGUCAAUAAUGGGAGAUGGGAAGAUGCUGUUAGGCUGUGCAGAUUUGUCAAGGACCAAGCUCUAUGGGCGUGCCUUGCUGCUAUGGGCUCUUAUGCUAAGGAACUCAAUACGGUAGAAGUUGCUUAUGCAGCCAUAGAUGCUGCUGAUAAAGUACAGUACAUCCUACACAUUAAGGAGUUACCACUGAAAGAUGUACGUAAUGCAGAGAUGGCACUAUUCUGUGGUAACUCACAAGAUGCUGAAGGAAUCCUUCUACAAGCUGGACUUGUAUUCAGAGCUAUCAUGAUGAAUGUAGGACUCUAUAACUGGGAUAGAGGGCUAGAGUUGGCAGUGAAACACAAGACCCAUGUGGACACGGUACUUGCGCAUCGGCAACAGUUCCUUGAGAACUUUGAGAAGAAAGAGACCAACAAACGUUUCUUGCAGUACUCUAGCGGGGUUGAAGUGGACUGGGAGAAGAUUCAAGCUAAAAUGGAGAUGGAAUAUCAGAAGGAACGAGAGAACCCCAAUGCUAAACCCUACAGCAAGUAAAAGUCCUAACCCCCACCCCCCCCCCCCCACCAGCAAAGAGCACCACAGAAGCAUCAAAACCCUACAACAAGUAAAUGUAUGAUUACAUUCCACACUAUAAGUUUUACAACAAGUGAAAUCAAUGUGUACUCAGUUUGCGGUAACACUGUGUGUGUAUUUCUACCUUGCUGUGGAGAUUUCGUUCUUUGGGAAUUUGGUCUUGCUUUUUAUUCUACUGCCUCAAAGUAGAUUUCGUAACUCGGGAGAUUUCUUAGUUCUGAAAGAAAGUUUCCUGCUUAUUUACUACUAACUGGAUGGAAGGUAGGAAUUGUCUUGGACCACCACUUAACCUUUAGUGGAUCGAGGAGACUUCUCUUUGUAAACUUACUAACGCGAUGUGAGUACCGGGUGAGGGCGCUCUUAAACAUAUUUUAUCACUUCCGGGGGUAUAUUAUACAAAUAUUGAGUGGCUCAGAGUGGAAUGGGAGGAAUAUUAUCACAAGGUAAAAAUUGGACCAUUUCAUGAGCUAAGCCGAGUGAAAUGGAACAGUCCAAAUUUUACCGAGCGAUAAUAUUCCUUCCAUUCCACAA
This is a messenger RNA of Asterias rubens (European starfish), 2954 nucleotides long. RefSeq names its product intraflagellar transport protein 80 homolog. Gene Ontology annotation, biological process: cilium assembly. Gene Ontology annotation, cellular component: cilium; centrosome; intraciliary transport particle B. Bases 69 to 2384 code for a protein of 771 amino acids. The record is from RefSeq and is a predicted model, not a curated record. NCBI's taxonomy places the organism in Eukaryota, Metazoa, Echinodermata, Asteroidea, Forcipulatida, Asteriidae. Gene Ontology annotation, molecular function: protein binding. The transcript is spliced from 17 exons.